UCUGCGCGCGCGUCCCACAGAUCCGAGGCUUCUGAACUACUCGCCACAGGAGUUCACCCAUGGCGAACGACAGGAAAACGCGCGGAGAUCGCGCCCGCGAAUCGCUCGCCUCCUGGAGAGCAUUCCUGUGGAACCCGCGAACAAGGGAGUUCCUGGGUCGAACCGGGACCAGCUGGGCCCUCAUCAUCGGCUACUAUGUCAUCUUCUACCUCGUCCUGGCCGCGAUGUUCGCCUUCACCAUGUGGGUGAUGCUGCAGACGAUCAGCGACGAGAGGCCCAAGUACCAGGACCCGCGUCCAGAACCCUGGCGUGAUGAUCCGGCCGCGUACGGAGAAUCUGGACGUCACCUUCAACAUCUCCCAAAGCGAUUCCUACUCCAAAUUCACGCAGUCCAUCGACUCCUUCCUCAAGACCUACGACAACCAGUCAGUGGAGUGGCCUCGGUGCACUCCGGGAUUCUUCCGCGACGAGCAGGGAUCCCCCGUGGGCCACCUCCUGACCGCUGUGCCCACGCGUUGCUACUUCAACCGCUCGCUGCUCGCAAACUGCUCGGGGCUCAGCGACCUCAGCUACGGCUACGCCAGCGGUCAGCCAUGCGUGCUCGUCAAGAUCAACCGCGUGAUCGGCUACAAGCCUGGGGACACGAACAUAUCAGCGAGCGUCAACUGCACAGCGAAAGACACGGACCUGGGACCUCUGAAGUUCUACCCUGAAAACAAGUUCGAUCCCAUGUACUUCACCUACUAUGGCAAGAAAACAGACGGUGCCUACCGUCAGCCCGUGGUGGCCGUGCAGUUCCUGAGCCCGCCCCGCAACACCGAUCUGCAGGUGGUGUGCCGCCUGUCGGGGCCCAACGUAGUCGUGGACGAAAACAACCGAGACAAGUUCAUCGGCCAGCGUCGAGUUCCACCUCCAGGUCUCCAACUAGUGGGAGGGUGGGAUUGGGGGGGGGGCAGAGACGAUGACGACACGCGGGACACACGCGACUUCGUUCAUUAGGGACUCCUAGCUUCGUUUCCCGUGGUCCGCGACUUCAUUUCUUGUGACCCGUGACGUCAUUUCCUGUGGCCCAUGACGUCAUUUCCUGUGGCCCGUGACGUCAUUUCCUGUGGCUCAUGACUUCAUUUCCUGUGGCCAAUGACUUCAAUUGUUAUGAUUCAUGACUUCAAUUCUUGUGACCCAUGACUUCAUUUCCUGUGGCCCGUGACGUCAUUUCCUGUGGCCCAUGACUUCAUUUCCUGUGGCCAAUGACUUCAAUUGUUAUGAUUCAUGACUUCAAUUCUUGUGACCCAUGACUUCAUUUCCUGUGGCCCAUGACGUCAUUUCCUGUGGCCCAUGACUUCAUUUCCUGUGGCCAAUGACUUCAGUUGUUAUGAUUCAUGACUUCAAUUCUUGUGACCCAUGACUUCAUUUCCUGUGGCCCAUGACGUCAUUUCCCUGUGGCCCAUGACGUCAUUUCCUGUGGCCAAUGGCUUCAUUUCCUGUGGCCAAUGACUUCAUUUCCUGUGGCCAAUGACUUCAAUUGUUAUGAUUCAUGACUUCAAUUCCUUGUGACCCAUGACUUCAUUUCCUGUGGCCCAUGACGUCAUUUCCUGUGGCCAAUGACUUCAUUUCCUGUGGCCAAUGACUUAAUUUCCUGUAGCUAAGGACUUCAUUUCCUGUGGCCAAUGACUUCAUUUCUUGUGGCCAAUGACUUCAUUUCCUGUGGCCAAUGACUUCAAUUGUUAUGAUUCAUGACUUCAAUUCUUGUGACCCAUGACUUCAUUUCCUGUGGCCCAUGACGUCAUUUCCUGUGGCCCAUGACUUCAUUUCCUGUGGCCAAUGACUUCAGUUGUUAUGAAUUCAUGACUUCAAUUCUUGUGACCCAUGACUUCAUUUCCUGUGGCCCAUGACGUCAUUUCCUGUGGCCCAUGACGUC
Molecule: messenger RNA, 1918 nt
Organism: Petromyzon marinus (sea lamprey)
Lineage: Eukaryota; Metazoa; Chordata; Hyperoartia; Petromyzontiformes; Petromyzontidae
Source: RefSeq, a predicted model, not a curated record